AUGGCGCUCACGGUGCGGGUCCUGAAAGGCCAUAACGAGCUAGCGUUUCGGCUACUCAAGCGCAAACUCGCAGAUGUAGGUUUAACCAAAGAGUUGCGAAGACGUCUGACUUAUGAAAAACCGUCUGAGAAACGCCGUCGAAUAGAGCAUGAAGAAGAACGGCGGCAGGCGCGGCGAGCGUUGCAGCAUAACCUGCGUUUCAUCCUCUCUCGGAUGGCACGUGGUUUCUAA
Molecule: messenger RNA, 231 nt
Organism: Cyanidioschyzon merolae strain 10D
Lineage: Eukaryota; Rhodophyta; Bangiophyceae; Cyanidiales; Cyanidiaceae
Product: probable mitochondrial ribosomal protein S21
Exons: 1
Coding region: 1-231 (76 amino acids)
Biological process (GO): translation
Cellular component (GO): ribosome
Molecular function (GO): structural constituent of ribosome
Source: RefSeq, a predicted model, not a curated record